Messenger RNA from Planococcus citri (citrus mealybug), 921 nucleotides. Its product is annotated as carboxylic ester hydrolase-like. The transcript is spliced from 5 exons. The coding region runs from base 153 to 836 and encodes 227 amino acids. The record is from RefSeq and is a predicted model, not a curated record. NCBI's taxonomy places the organism in Eukaryota, Metazoa, Arthropoda, Insecta, Hemiptera, Pseudococcidae. Gene Ontology annotation, molecular function: serine hydrolase activity.
GAGAGCCAAUAGAUCCAUCUAAUUACCACUAAAUUAACUAGGUAGGUAUUUGUUUUUGAUAGAAAGAAGGAUACUUGAUAACUUUCCCAUACACUCCGGUAAUUGAAACACCACAUGAUGGGGCGUUUUUAUCCGAGGAUCCCUACACGUUGAUGAGAGAGGGCAAAAUAAAGCACAUACCUUGGAUGAUCUCUAUGACUGAAAACGAGGGAGCACCUUUUGGAUUUGACGUGAUUUAUAAUAAGACCAGAAUAAAUGAAGUAAAUUACCAAUGGAAUGAUAUUCUGCCGAUGAUAUUCAUGUAUAAUCAUGUGAAAUCCGAAUACCAAAAAGAUCACAUCAGCGCUUCGAUACGAAAGUACUACUUGAAAAAUAAACCUUUGUCGAAUCAAACAGCCAAACAUUAUUUCCAGGCUCUAGGAGAUCGUCACUUUUACAAUGGGAUAAUUGAAACCGCCAAGCUGUACUCAGUAGCUUCUUUAGGAGACACAUAUUGUUAUAAAUUUUACUACAGGGAGACAGCUGCUUACCCUGAUAAUGAAAAAAACUAUGGAUGCCUCCACUGUGGUGAUGGAUUUUACAUUUUAAAAAACCCAAGUAGAAAGACGAAGGCUGAUACAGAUAUGACAAGAUUACUAACUUCAAGCAUUGUCGCUUUUAUGAAAAACGGAAACCCUAAAAAUCCGACAGUGGAAGUAGAAUGGGAACCCAUAUCUGAUAAAGGUGUAGUGAACUGCUUAGGGAUUUAUUCCUACACUGUUCAACGAAUGGAGGAUGUUGAGAAUCACAAUACAUCUCGUUUUUGGAACGAUCUUCUACCACCACCAGAUUAUUGAUUGCACAACAAUGGUGAUUUUGUUUUUUUUUCUAAAUUGACAAACUUUGCGGCAAGAAUGCUCAAUAAAAUAUCAUUGAAAUUCA